Messenger RNA from Oncorhynchus keta (chum salmon), 2499 nucleotides. Its product is annotated as AP-3 complex subunit mu-2-like. Bases 168 to 1424 code for a protein of 418 amino acids. The record is from RefSeq and is a predicted model, not a curated record. The transcript is spliced from 9 exons. Lineage: Eukaryota; Metazoa; Chordata; Actinopteri; Salmoniformes; Salmonidae. Gene Ontology annotation, biological process: endocytosis; intracellular protein transport. Gene Ontology annotation, cellular component: clathrin adaptor complex; cytoplasmic vesicle.
GGAGAGGAGGGCAUUCUUGCUUUUUUUCGUCUCCGAUUGGUCCUAUCUCGUGUCAGAUUUCUCGUCAUUCAGGCCAGCUAACUGAGAACAAGCGACGGCCUUCUCUAAUCUUUCAUUGAAAAAAGACGAAAGCGAGACGAAAACACAAAUAGAUUGACACCGCCAAAAUGAUCCACAGCCUGUUCCUCGUGAACUCCUCGGGGGACAUUUUCCUGGAGAAGCACUGGAAGAGCGUUGUGAGCCGCUCCGUGUGCGACUACUUUUUCGAGGCGCAAGAGCGCGCCAGCGAGCCGGAGAACGUGCCCCCAGUCAUCCCGACCCCACACCACUGCCUAAUCAGUGUGCUAAGGCACCGCAUUUACUUUGUGGCAGUUAUUCAGAGCGAGGUGCCGCCACUCUUUGUCAUUGAGUUCUUACACAGGGUGGUUGAUACAUUCCAGGACUACUUUGGGGUGUGCACGGAGGCAGCGAUCAAGGACAAUGUGGUGGUAGUAUAUGAGCUACUAGAGGAGAUGCUGGACAAUGGAUUCCCCCUGGCCACAGAGUCCAAUAUCCUCAAAGAGCUCAUCAAGCCGCCCACCAUCCUGCGAACAGUGGUCAACACCAUCACAGGCAGUACCAAUGUAGGGGAGCAGCUCCCUACUGGCCAGUUGUCCGUGGUGCCAUGGCGACGCACUGGAGUGAAGUACACAAACAACGAGGCCUACUUUGAUGUAGUGGAGGAGAUUGAUGCCAUAAUCGAUAAAUCAGGCUCCACUAUCACAGCAGAGAUCCAGGGGGUGAUUGAUGCCUGUGUGAAAUUAACAGGCAUGCCUGACCUCACUCUCUCGUUCAUGAACCCUCGUCUGCUGGAUGAUGUGAGCUUCCACCCGUGUGUGAGGUUCAAGCGCUGGGAAGCGGAGAGGAUCCUCUCCUUCAUCCCCCCAGAUGGAAACUUCCGGCUGCUCUCCUACCACGUCAGCUCCCAGAAUCUGGUGGCCAUCCCAGUGUACGUCAAGCACAACAUCACGUUCAGGGAGGGUAGUUCUCAGGGCCGCUUUGAGCUGACCCUGGGCCCCAAGCAGACCAUGGGGAAGGGAGUAGAGGCUGUUCUGGUCAGCAGCCAGCUGCCCCGCGGAGUUCUCAACACCAACCUCAACCCCACCCAGGGGACAUACACCUUCGACCCUGUCACUAAGCUCCUGUCGUGGGACGUGGGUAAGAUCAACCCUCAGAAACUGCCGAGUCUAAAAGGCUCUAUGAGCCUGCAGGCAGGGGCCUCCAAGCCAGACGAGAACCCGACCAUCAACAUCCAGUUCAAGAUCCAACAGUCGGCCCUCUCUGGACUGAAGGUGAAUCGGUUGGAUAUGUACGGGGAGAAGUACAAGCCAUUCAAAGGCAUCAAGUACAUGACCAAAGCUGGCAAAUUCCAGGUCCGGACAUAGAGGCUUGACUCGUCACUCUCUGGCCUCUGCACCACUACUGUACAACAGAUAGGACCCACAAAAUCCUGUUUUUAAUGGAGUUGUUUGCACUGUCUAAUGUGUUAGUUAUGAGGUCACCAGUCUCAGCGUAGCUACGGCUUUUGUAGCAGGCCUAAAAUUGGUAUCUCUGUUGUCAUUUCUGGUUCUCUUUCCAAGCUCUUUGCUAUCCUUUUGAGUUCCUCUUGUGUGUGAGAAUGGCAGGCAAAACGGUUUAUGUGCUUCCCUCAGAUGUGUCACUACAGUCUACUGCUAGUACCCUUUUUCUCGUGCUUCAAUCAAUUCCUUAUCAUCAACAUUGCCCAGAGUUUCUUCUGGUCAGGUUACAUGGCCAGGAAACAGUCCUGGUGCUACUUCUAUUACAUUCCUAUGUUAUUCCUCGGUCCCCUUGGUAUUUUCUACCCUCACUUAUUCCGAAACUCCCUGUUUCCUGCAUUUUUCUUCUCAGUCCUCCGAACCAUGUUUAUGGAUUUGUCUGUUUGCCUGUCCGUCAUCAACACUGAAGUCAACACAUUAGAGUUUGAGAAUGUGACAUGAAAUCCCUUCCCCUGAAUGCUGCACAACCAUAUUCAUUGUUUUAUCAUCGGUUAAUACUGUAUGUGUAACCAUGUCCUUCCAUAUCAAAUCUAACGGUUGUAUUAUGCGGGUGAUAUGUUACUGCUUUUUUUUCUCUUUAUAUCAUGUCAGGUGUCAUGUUGAGCACUUUGCUGUGGCCUACCUGAGGUUUUGUCCACCUUAAUCACUCUUGAUGACCUUUUUUUAAAAAUGAUUAUUUAUUGACCAAUGAUUGGUCAGGGACUGAAUCCUGAUCCAAACACAAGCCUAUACUGUAUUAUACUAUUAUACUAUACUAUUAUAUAAUGCAGCACAGAUUUAUCUUUAUUACUCUAUACUGACUGACAUACUACAGUUUGAUAACGAUGGGUUGCCCUGUCAAGAAUGUUAAAAGGUUUGUGUUUGCAGCUUUUGUUUGUGUGUCUGUCAAAUGAAUUCAAACUUGAGUUUUACAAUGGUAUGAUAUUAAAGAUUUAAGAAUUGA